AUCUCCUGAAUAGAUUAUGGCCUGCCUUUGCUUCUUGCAGCACACUACCAGGCUACCAUGGCGUACGGCGGCGUACCUAUUAAAGGUGGCUUCCAUUGUUGCACAAGUACAACCACUGUUUGCAGGAUCAACGACAGUGAUCUGCAGCUGAUCGGCUAGAAUGUUCUUCUCCGGGUUCUCGUACCAGCACCAGCAGCAGCCAGGCAGCAGCCCCGGCCAUGCUGCCGCUCCGUACGGCGGCGACGACCACAACCUCACGGUGCUCCUCACCUUCGGCAUCUUCUUCUCCUUCAUCCUCCUCUACCUCGUCGCCGGCGUCAUCUGGGCCUCCGUCGCCACCGCCUGCGCCGUCGCGCUCGCCUUCUGCUACCUCAAGGCCCGGCGGCGCGCCGCGCUUAGGCGUGGAGCGGCCCUGCGCGCGGCAGCUACCCAGAGCCGCGGAGAUGUCGCCGCGGUCGUCGCCGUGUCGGCGAUCCCGGCGUUUGCGUACAAGCGGGAGGGCGCCGCCGGCGGCGGGGACGCGACGGGGUGGGCACAGUGCGUGAUAUGCCUGGGGCUGGUGCAGGUCGGCGAGGUGGUGCGGCGGCUGCCGGCGUGCAAGCAUCUGUUCCACGUGGAGUGCAUCGACAUGUGGCUGCGCUCGCACUCGACUUGCCCCAUCUGCCGCGCCGCCGUCGUGCCCACCGACGGCCAGCCGGAGCCGGAGCCGGAGCCGCCGGUUUGAUCGGUUGAUUGUCCACCGGGCUCUGGCCUCUGGGUGAUCGGUAGCUAGCUAGUUCUGCACUUGUUUAGGUUGUAAAAUUAUAUAGCUCGUGAUCACAGCGUUUUGGGAUGAAGCUUUAGAUUGCAUUACAUGUCAUGUCUAUCUGAUUUUUGUCCCGUAAAUUUGCUGGUUUUUUUGUUUUUUUAUCUAUGUGUGAAUGCAUAUAUAGUCUCGUUCGUUCAGAAAAAGUGAAUGCAUCGUCUUCUGUUGUUUUGCGAUAAAAUGUGAGUUUUGCUCUUAUAUGCUACUA
Molecule: messenger RNA, 1013 nt
Organism: Panicum virgatum (switchgrass)
Lineage: Eukaryota; Viridiplantae; Streptophyta; Magnoliopsida; Poales; Poaceae
Product: E3 ubiquitin-protein ligase EL5-like
Exons: 1
Coding region: 161-724 (187 amino acids)
Source: RefSeq, a predicted model, not a curated record